Molecule: messenger RNA, 2938 nt
Organism: Cornus florida
Lineage: Eukaryota; Viridiplantae; Streptophyta; Magnoliopsida; Cornales; Cornaceae
Exons: 2
Coding region: 2092-2532 (146 amino acids)
Source: RefSeq, a predicted model, not a curated record
AGUUAUAGAUUGUAGAAUGAUUUUACUAGAGUAUCUUCUGUUACGUCCCUAAUUUGAGUAUAAUUAUAUACUAAAUAGGAGGAACACAAGAUUUAUAUGCAUAUAUUUAUUUAAUUUUCCAUGAAAGGAUGACUUCUUUUAAAUCUUUAAAUCAUUUCAAGAAAAUAAUUGUGUCAUUUAACUAGGUACAAUCAUUAAACUUCAUAUUAAACUGCAUAUUAUUGUUGAAAGGAAAUCAAAUAAUUACAUUGGCUGGUUGGCUGGUUAGUUAUGUUCUGAGAAGUCAAACUAUAAACUUUAUAAUCUAUGCAAAAAUCUAAAUUUGAAUUUUGCCUUCGCUCUUCACCUAGUUAUCAAUUAAUAAGUCGCAAUAAAGAGAACAUAAAAAUGGGAAAAAAAAUAAAAUGAAAGAAAUAUCUAAAAGUGUAUGGAGCAGAUGAGCAGUCUUUCUUUGCAUGUACUGUGCGAGAAAGAGUCGAUACGGAGUCCUUUUUAGUGAAGUGCAUUAUUAAACUGCAUUAGUUAAUGUUUGAAAUAAAUAUAGAGGAGAAACGGUUUCCAUAGCAAGAAAAAGAGGAAAAGGGCAAAUAACGAUGUGUUUGUCUUUUCAACUCAAUUACAAAAAAAAAGUCGAGUCAUUGUUUAAUACCCCUAAACUUUUUUGAUCUUGUUUGCAAAAGGAUUGAAUUGCCCCAUGGCUUGGGACAGUUGGGGUUUAUUAUUGGGGUUGUUUAGGUUUCAUUGGGUCAUGCCCAGGUCCCCAAGAGCUGUGGUGGAGGUUUGGAGGGUGCAUAGUGAGGGCCCAAGCUUGUGAUUAUUGGAGGGUUGCGUCCUCAUGCCUUUGGUGGUGCUUAUGGUUAUAGAGAAAUAAGAGAUCUUUUGAAGGAAUCGAGAAUUUUAUUGGGACUCUUAAGUUUUCUAUUAUUAGAGGAAAUUGUUGAUAUUUUGGGUUGUGAGUGUUUAGAGGCCUUAUUUGGCCUCACGUAGUUUUUGAUAAAUGCGUUCCCCUUCUGAUUACUUUUACACAAUCUUACUUCGGAAAAAAAAAAAAAAAAAAAAAACUACUGUUCACUAGAGAUCUUGGCAUGGAAAUAUGCAUCGGAGGUCUACAAAAUUAUACCUCUGCAAUUCCAUGGGUAUAAAUUUUGAGAAUUGCUAAAGUUUUUUGAAUGCUAUUUAGGACUCUUUUGGAUAAUAUACAUGAAAGGGUUUGGUGCAAUAAUAAGGUUACUCCCCAUUAUGACACAGAAGGUUUCGAUUUCUAAAUGGGAAAUAGCAUUAGUAUGGAGAAGCAAGGCUGUGUACAUAAUGACUCCCCUGUAGACUUCGCAAUAACUGAAGCCUCGUGCCCUGAGUUAAGGCCGUUUUUAACAAGGGUUAAUUUUACCUACACCCCCUGUCAGUAACCACCCACUAACGAAAAUGUGUGAUUUUACGAUUUUACCCUUGAAUUAUAUAUUAAAAUUUAUAACUCAAUGAAAAAAAAUUAAAUUUCUCUCUCCCCUCUCUCUCUCACACACACACACACACAUAUAUAUAUAUAUUUCUUUUUUUUUUUUCCCUUUCUUCUUCAUUGUUGCCGGCGAGGCCACCGGACUGAACUGGCCUUCACCGGACUUGGGAUCGCCGGACUGAACUGGGUCGAGGUAGCUGUGAACUUUGCCGCCGUUGCCUUUGAUUCGGCUUACCUCGUUCUUGUCCAGCGUUACGACGGUGAGUACACUGCCGUAGAUUCGACGGCGUUGAAGUCCGGCGUUUGGACUUAACUAAGGAUUCCUCCUUUUUCAGUCUGGCGAGCAGCAAUUUGGUUAUGCGAAACCCAAUUCAGCGAUUCAGUCGUUCUCAAAGCUAGAACGAACUAAGUUCGACCAAACCCAGUUCAGUCCGGCGAGCAGAGAUUCCUCAGCCCACCACGGUGAAACCCAAUUCAAAACGGCCAUAGACACGCCAGAGCUCUGUAGAAGAAUUCGGCCUAGCUCUGGAACUUUGUCACCAUCCGAACCAUCACCAUCACAACCCCAAGAAUCUGAUUCCAUUCUUGUGUAGAAAAACGAAGUCAGAUGUCGGCUCCUCCGCCUCCACCACUGCCGAAUGGACGUCGAUGCCGAAGAAUCGAAGGCGAAGUCGAUUGCGGAAGACGACGCUAAAGACCAAGUUGAUGUCGGCGGCAGGUGUCGGAUUACAACCUCUACGGUAUCGCAAUCAAUGUCUCUCAGCGGCGGGACGUCGGAUUACAGGCUCGAUGGCAUCGUAAUCGGCGGCGAAAAUCAGCGUCUUGUGCUCCGACGGGAGACCGGACCCAGCCUUUACAGCGUCUCCAACAUUGCUCUGUUGAUCAACAUCGUCGGCGCCGGAACCCUCGACCGUGACUUUCUGUUCAAUCAAGUAUUGGACUCUUAUAUGGACAGCCAAUAUAAGUUCGAUCAAGGGCUGGACAAAUCUCCAACCUCGAUCCUCUUUGGCCCCAACUUCUUAUCUUCCAAGUUGUAUCAACUAUCCCCACCCGAGGUAAUUCUAUUUGAUGCUCCAUGAUCAUCUAUAUACGUGUAUAUAUACAUACAUACAUAUAUACAUAUAUAUAUAUAUAGCUAUAUUUGUAGUCCCUACAACAUUUUGAUCUCAAUACAGUUCCCUUUUGACAUAAGAUUUUUGAAGAUCAAAUGGUGUGAGCUAAUGUUAUAUCUUUUGACCAUGGUUGAAAUGAAACACGAUUUUACUUUGGCAAGCUUGUUGGUGAGACCAGUUGCUCCAUUUAACGAUGCUGAAGUGUUGAAGGAAAUUUCUCAUACUAAGGAGAAAUAUGGAUUGGUCCGUCGAGUUUAUGUGAUUAAGGAGGAUUUACAGAGGUGGAUGAUAGAGAAUAAUCCAACGGACGAGGUGAAGGUGAUCUCCGGUUCAGAUCACAUGGUGAUGUUCUCCAAGCCUCAGGAGCUCUGCA